Messenger RNA from Cherax quadricarinatus, 2640 nucleotides. RefSeq names its product major facilitator superfamily domain-containing protein 6. Lineage: Eukaryota; Metazoa; Arthropoda; Malacostraca; Decapoda; Parastacidae. The record is from RefSeq and is a predicted model, not a curated record. Gene Ontology annotation, cellular component: membrane. Gene Ontology annotation, molecular function: transmembrane transporter activity.
UUAGUGUUAUUACCAUUCAGACGAGAAACCAUUGGUGUAAAGUUAUAAUGUGAGUAAUGUUAGGGGCGGCAGUAGUACAUGUUAAAAGCUAGACAUGGCAACAUACUAAGGCGCUACACGGGGACCAUAAACCAUUGCUGGCUCAGCCCUCGUCACCACCGCUGGAUCAACUCUUAUCCACAAGAAACUGGUGUUUGUUGGUGGCUCUAGUGAGAGGCUCCUCAACAGUGAAUGAUUCUCUCCUCAAGAUUGGGGCAUGAUUUUCAACAUUAAUAAGGACCUUCUUCCACUCAAGAUCCAUUAUUUCCUGAAAUAUGGAGGAAUAUCGUUUUUCACAUUCUUGCCAGUGGUGGCAAGGCAGAAGGGCAUCCCAACGUUAGCUGUGGGCCUCAUGUGGACAGUUACUCCUUUUGCAAGUUCUGCUAUCACCUUAAUGAUUAGCACGCUAGCUGAUGCUUUCAAAAUUCACCGUGCACUAUUUUUGUCAGGAAUGAUUGUCCUCAGCACGUCCUUCAUAUCAAUCUUCCUUCUACCGGAUAUCUCAAGGUCAUCUCAUACCCAGAGAGAAGCAACAGUUUCACUUCACUGUCUGGACAAUAUUACUAGACUAUCUGUUUGCUCAAGUGUAUAUGAAAAUCAUAACAGUUUCAGUUUUUCUGUGUUGCAGAAAUGUAGUAAUAAUGAGACAUUUGACCAAGUGACAGAAACCCAAAGAGACAAUAUAAACUGCAUGGUAAACUGUUCUUACCCACAGAACAUGAACUUAAUCUCUCUUAAUUUUACUGAAAAUUUCCCAUUACCUUCAGGUUUAAUUUUUAAUAUAAGCACUGAACGAUCUACUUUCAACAUUUGUGAUGAUGGUAAUUGCACAAUUAUUACUGACACCAAUACAGCACCAAUGCUGUCUGAAUUUUCCAAUUUCACCUGUGAGGAGAAGUAUCAUGCAACAUGUUUUUACCACUGUGGUGCUGAUGACAGCAGAGAUGAAAAGGAUGUAACACUCUCAGAUGUGAUUCAUACUCCAGAAUUUUGGCUCAUAUUCAUUCUUUUGGUGUUGCUUUAUGGAGGAAAUUCUACCACCACCACCAUGGCAGACACUGUGUGCUUCUCCAUUCUGGGUCAAGCUCGUCACAGAUAUGGUCGUCAGCGUAUGUGGGGGAGCGUUGGUUGGGGACUAGUUGGUACAGUAAGUGGAGCUCUGGUAGAUCACUAUUCCAAAGGAAGUGCACAUAUCAACUACUCUUCAGCUUUAAUUAUAUCUGGUGUCUUCCUCACACUGAACUUCAUUGUUUCUCUGCAGAUUCCCUUUUCUUUCUCAAAAAGAGAGAAACUAAAAGCAAAAAAUGUUGGCAAAAUUAUUUGCACUUCGAAGAUGAUGAUUUUUAUGCUAACUGUUAUAGUGAUAGGCUUGACUAUGGGAACACUAUGGACUUUCCUGUUCAUCAUAGUGGAAGAUGUAGCUGUUACUUGGAAUCCAGAUUUUCCUAACAUGAAACUUUUACAAGGUCUUAUGUUAGGAGCACAGUGCUUCCUGGGAGAAGUGCCCUUUCUUUUUUUGUCAUCAUACACCAUCAAAAAAUUGGGCCAAAUCCCCACCUUUGCACUGUCAAUGGCAGUAUUUUCUCUUCGUCUUCUCCUGUACUCCUGUGUCACCAACCCGUGGUUCUUUCUCCCAGUCGAUCUGCUUCAUGGGUUAUCAUUUGGACUCUUCUACCCUAAUAUGAUGAGUUAUGCAAGCUUCAUGACUCCAAAAGGUGCCCAGGCUACAAUGCAAGGAAUUGUCAAAUCUGUCUUUAUUGGUGAAAUGAGGAUGGUGGAGGCAGUGGAAAUUUCUUGCCUGAGAUAAGUAUCUGAUGUGAUCAUUAUUCAGCAAAUAGGCAAUGAAGAAAUUAGAAGAGUGAGUGGCAGUAUGAAAUGUACAAUUCAGAGUCAAAAAGAAGUUGUUGAGGUGAUUUGGUUUUGUAGAAAGAACAGAGCAAGAUUGGUUGGUAAAGAGGGUGUACAAGUCUAGGAAAAAUUUAAAGUAGUGUGGGAGGCAUCUAAAGAAGUGUUGGAGGAAAGAAUGUGAGACAUGAUGAGAGGAGAGAUCCUGGGAAAUUACUCAUGCUGGUAGAGUUUGAGCAAGUUUAUAUUCUUCAAGCAACUCUCAGAAGCUAGCUAACUGGACUUGUCAUGAAGAAUGGGAAGAAGUACAGUACAUACAUGCUAAAAGUAAGGUGGUAAAGGUUGUGUGGCUUGGUGAACAUAUAGUGACAUACUAUAUAUCUUUGACAUUCUAGAGAGUGAACUGUAGAGUAUGUGACAUAAAGUCAAGGAGUAAAACAAAAUAUUACCAUUUAGUUAAAGAAGAUAUUAACCAGACAUGUUCUCAUUACUGUUAUCACUUAUUUUGCCAGUUCUUAAGUUGUACUUCAGCCAUUGUAUAUUCCAGCCAAGUUGCUAUAGUUGAGUAAAAAAAUUUCAUCAGCUCAUUCCAAUGAUUCCUGAAAUACAGUAUCAUUAUAUACUGUAUUUUACAAAUAAAAAUAUGCAAAUUGAAACUAUCUUAUUUAUAUUACCAAUUCUGAGCUUAAAAUUUCGACUAAAAUAUCGGUUAUACAUUAUAUUUGCUGUGGUUGUGAACAUUUAUAACUUUCAUUG